AUGGGUCGUUUCUUCAGUCAUUUGCAAGUCUCCAAGUGUGAAGCAGUCUGUUCGACGACAGAUAUGUUCGGCAUGCUGUCGUCCAUUGCCGGUGCGGCCAAGCAACACAGACUGCUUGCCCAGUCGAUGCGUUUCGCUAGCGAAGCAACAUAUCAAAUAACAAAACCGUUCAAGCUGCAUCGUCUGGAUUCUGGCCCAUCGCUGACAGUCACUUUGAAGAGAGAUGAUGCUCUUGAUAUGUUUAGAAAAAUGCAGGUAUCUCGCCGUAUGGAAAUGGCUGCGGAUCAACUGUACAAGGAGAAGAAAAUUCGUGGAUUUUGUCACCUCUAUGCCGGAGAAGAAGCAUGUGCUGUUGGAGUUUGCGCGGCAAAGGAUGAUAAUGACCACAUAAUAACAUCGUACAGGUGUCAUGUGUGGACUUAUCUAACAGGAACACCAGUUAAGAACAUCCUGUCGGAAUUACUUGGUAAAAGACAUGGAAACGUUCAUGGAAAAGGUGGUUCGAUGCACAUGUAUGGAAGGAAUUUCUACGGCGGCAAUGGAAUUGUUGGCGCUCAGACAGCACUUGGAGCUGGC
This is a messenger RNA of Gongylonema pulchrum, 576 nucleotides long. The record is from the annotation of a GenBank genome assembly. Lineage: Eukaryota; Metazoa; Nematoda; Chromadorea; Rhabditida; Gongylonematidae.